Messenger RNA from Salvia hispanica, 2999 nucleotides. Its product is annotated as lipoxygenase 6, chloroplastic-like. Gene Ontology annotation, biological process: lipid oxidation. The record is from RefSeq and is a predicted model, not a curated record. NCBI's taxonomy places the organism in Eukaryota, Viridiplantae, Streptophyta, Magnoliopsida, Lamiales, Lamiaceae. Gene Ontology annotation, molecular function: protein binding; oxidoreductase activity, acting on single donors with incorporation of molecular oxygen, incorporation of two atoms of oxygen; metal ion binding.
AAUAUAAUUACUCACCAUGCUCCUCACAUUUUCACCAUUCUUGAAAGAUGCUUACAGCUCAGGCCAGCCCCACCACUCUCCGGCCGAGGGAGCCCUUCCCCGCGUCCGCGCACCAGCUCAGGCUGGCCGGGAAGCCCUCCACCCUGCCCGUGCUACGGAGGCCGGUGAUAAGGGCUGUCAUCAGCAGUGGAGACAGCAAAACAGGAGUGGAAAAGGCAGCAGAGAAGGCUGUGGAGAGUGAUGUGUCAUCUGCAAAAAGUGGAGGUGUGAGUGUGAGAGCAGUGAUCAGAAUUAGGAAGAAGAUGAAGGAGAGGCUGCUUGAGAAGAUUGAGGAUCAGUGGGAUUCUUUCCUCAAUGGGAUUGGGAGAGGGAUCUCUCUUCAACUCAUCAGCCAAGAAGCUCAUCUUGGCAAGAGUGAUGAGACUUUUGUGAGGGGAUGGUUGCCAAGAUUGUCAGACAAUCCUUAUGUGGUGGAGUAUGGAGCUGACAUGGUGGUGCCGAGUGAUUUUGGGCAGCCGGGAGCGGUUGUUGUGACGAAUUUCCAUGAGAAAGAGGUGUUCUUGAUGGAGAUUGUGGUUCAUGGAUUCAAAGAGCCUAUAUUCUUUGCGGCCGAUACAUGGAUUCAUUCGAGAAACGACAAUCCUGAGAGUCGAAUCAUAUUCAAGAAUCAGGCUUACCUUCCAUCUGAGACGCCACCCGGGCUGAAGAAUAUCCGGAACGAGGAGCUGUUGAGAGUUCGUGGCAAUGGAAAAGGAGUGAGGAAGCUGCACGAGAGGAUAUACGAUUAUGCUGUGUACAAUGAUUUGGGUAGUCCUGAUAAGGAUGAGGAGCUAGCCAGGCCGGUUCUGGGUGGUGAGGAGAGGCCGUAUCCUAGGCGUUGUUGGACUGGUAGACGUCCCUCUUUAACAGAUCCCGAUACAGAGAGUCGAAUCGAGAAGCCUGAUCCGGUGUAUGUUCCUCGUGAUGAGACGUUUGAGGAGGUUAAGCAGAGCACAUUUUCAGCUGGAAGGCUGAAGGCUGUGCUCCACAACCUGAUACCAUUGAUCGUUUCCACGUUGGCUGAUUCGGACAUCCCAUUCACAAACUUCUCCGACAUAGAUGAUCUGUAUAACGAUGAUAUUCUGCUGCCAAAAGGAGCCAAAAAGACUCACCUCCUUGCCAAUCUGAUGGAUCAAGUGUUGAAUGUUGGUGACAAUCUGCUGAAAUACGAAAUACCAGCCAUUAUUAGGCGUGACAGGUUUUCAUGGCUAAGGGAUAAUGAGUUCGCCCGUCAGACUUUAGCCGGGGUGAAUCCUGUUAAUAUCGAGCUACUAAAGGAGCUUCCCAUUUUAAGCAAACUUGAUCCUGAAAUAUACGGCCCUCCGGAAUCUGCAAUCACGAAGGAAAUCAUCGCCAGAGAGCUCAACGGAAUCAGUGUUGAAGAUGCAAUAGAAAAGAAGAAGCUGUUUAUAAUUGACUAUCAUGACUUGCUGUUACCGUUCAUUGAGAAGAUGAAUGAGUUGCCUGAUAGAAAAGCUUAUGCUUCCAGAACCGUGUUCUUUUUCGAUGAUGGCAUCCUCAGGCCAAUUGUCAUCGAGCUAUCACUCCCACCAACGUCUUCAUCUAAGAGGAACAAGAAAAUAUACACUCAUGGUCACGGUGCCACCACUAGCUGGAUCUGGAAGCUGGCGAAAGCUCAUGUUUGCUCCAAUGACGCGGGCGCUCACCAGCUCGUGAACCACUGGUUGAGGACUCAUGCCUGCACGGAACCUUAUAUAAUCGCGACAAAUAGGCAGCUAAGUGCAAUGCACCCGAUCUACAAACUACUGCACCCGCAUAUGCGCUACACCAUGGAAAUCAAUGCUCUUGCAAGGCAAAGUUUGAUAAACGGAGGUGGAGUCAUUGAGGCUUGUUUCAGCCCUGGAAAGUACGCCAUGGAGAUAAGCUCGGCUGCCUAUGAGAGCUUGUGGCGGUUUGACAGGGAAGCAUUACCUGCGGAUUUACUUCACAGGGGGGUGGCGGUUGAGGAUCCCACCGCGCCUGGUGGUGUCAAACUUCUUAUAGAAGAUUAUCCAUAUGCUGCAGACGCGCUUCUCAUAUGGGCUGCGAUACAGGAAUUGGUGGAAUCUUACGUCGAGCACUAUUACUCUGAGCCAAAUUCGAUCUCAUCUGAUGUGGAGCUUCAGGCCUGGUGGGACGAGAUAAAGAACGUGGGGCAUCAUGACAAGAGAAACGAAACGUGGUGGCCUAACCUCAAUACACAAGACGACUUAUCAAGCAUACUUACAACCAUGAUUUGGACUGCUUCUGGUCAGCACGCAGCUAUUAACUUCGGGCAGUAUCCGUUUGGGGGAUACGUACCUAACCGCCCAACUCUCAUGAGGAAACUAAUCCCUCAACCAGGUGACCAUGAGUAUGAGAAUUUCCUUCACAACCCGGAAUACACAUUCUUGACCUCGUUGCCCACGCAACUCCAGGCAACAAAGGUUAUGGCUGUCCAAGACAGCCUAUCAACACAUUCUCCAGAUGAAGAGUAUCUGCAUCAGUUGGAUCAGAUUCAUAGGCUUUCCUCUAAUGAUCCUCUGGUUCAAAAGUUUUUCGAAAAUUUCUCUGUGGCGUUAGAAGAGGUAGAACGGAUCAUCAAUCUACGGAACAAGAACAUAGAACUGACAAACAGAACUGGUGCUGGCGUUCCUCCGUAUGAAUUGCUUCUACCGACUUCACCUCCUGGCGUUACUGGUCGUGGUAUUCCCAACAGCAUCUCCAUCUGACUUCGUGGUCACCCUUUGUGCUCUAGGGAAAGCCUGUAGUCAUUGUUAGAGAGUGUCUAUUUCUGCAUCUAUCAGAAUAGUAGAUAAAACAUGGUUAUGCAUUCAGCUUUAUCAAUCAAGGAAUAUAUAUUCCUUGGCUGCUAUUCCUUCACUCAUCAUUUAAACAUCAAAUGCUCUCUGUGCAUAGAUUAUGAACUCAAUGUAUUGCAUCGUUGUGAAUGUUACAAUAAUAGAAUGCAUUUCAACCGA